Molecule: messenger RNA, 1620 nt
Organism: Heteronotia binoei (common prickly gecko)
Lineage: Eukaryota; Metazoa; Chordata; Lepidosauria; Squamata; Gekkonidae
Product: zona pellucida sperm-binding protein 3-like
Exons: 9
Coding region: 159-1565 (468 amino acids)
Biological process (GO): positive regulation of acrosome reaction; egg coat formation; binding of sperm to zona pellucida
Cellular component (GO): extracellular matrix
Molecular function (GO): acrosin binding
Source: RefSeq, a predicted model, not a curated record
AUCAGUUCUUUCCCUUCCCUGCCCUUGGAAUAAAGGCAGAAUCGUCCUCUCUCAUUUGUAACCUCUAGCAACUGUGAAAGGCCCUGAGUGCUGGCACAUAAAGAUUCCCUUUAAGGGCGUUUCUCUUCUGCAUCGGUUUGCUCCCUCCAGCAGGUAGGAUGGAUUGCUGGGGCCAGUUUAGCGUUGGAGUAUUCUACUUCACAGUCACCUUAGUGGCCUCUUACAGUCCUUGGGGUUUCUCUGGAAGGGCCUCAGGGCCCUUGAGUCCCCCUCUAGUAUCUUCUGAGAGGCAACUGCUGGACUCUCCUUUCUUGUCUCACUCCAAUUCCUGGGCUUCGGUGGACGUCUCCCAAGCCAGGGCUUUGUCCACCCUGAACCCCAUUUCGGUCCAGUGUGAGGAAGCCCAGUUGGUUGUCACGGUGAAGAGGGACCUGUUUGGGACCGGGAGGCUGAUCCAAGCGGCGGACCUGAGCUUGGGCUCCUCCGGCUGCAAGCACACCUCCCUGGACGCUGCCAAGGACACGGUGAUCUUCAAAGCUGGGCUGCACGACUGCGGUAGCACCUUGCAGAUGACUUCGGACUCCCUGGUCUACAGCACCCGUCUCUACUACAAACCCGCUCUUGGAAGCAACCCGCUCGUCAUUCGAACCAGCCCUGUCGAGGUCCCCAUUGAGUGCCAUUAUCCAAGGAAAAACAACGUCAGCAGCAAGGCCAUCCAGCCAACAUGGGUGCCCUUCAGCUCCACGCUGUCUGCAGAAGAAAGGCUGGUCUUCUCCUUGCGUCUCAUGAAUGAUGACUGGACCGCUGAGAGAACCUCUAAGAGGUACCGACUGGGAGAUGCCCUGCAUGUCCAGGCAGAUGUGAACACGGUCAACCACGUGGCUUUGAGGCUCUUUGUUGACCAGUGUGUAGCCAGCCAGACUCCAGACAUAACCUCCUCUCCCAAACACUCGAUUGUUGACUUCCACGGGUGCCUGGUGGAUGGGAGAUCGGAGUACUCCAGUUCGGCCUUUGUGUCUCCCAGGACCAGGCUGGAUUCGCUCCAGUUCACAGUCGAUGCCCUUCGGUUUGCCCAGGAUCAGGGAGACGUGAUCUACAUUACUUGCCACUUGAAAGUCGUAGCAGAUGACCAAUCCCCCAAUGCUCUGAACAAGGCGUGCUCCUUUGACAAAGCCCGGGGCAGCUGGUCUGCGCUUGAAGGCCCCGACGGCGUCUGCCGCUGCUGUGAGACCAGAAACUGUGGGAGAAACCUGGGCCAGUCUCCAGGAGCUGACUCUUUGUGGAGAAGGCCGGGCGGGCGCUUCCAGAGAGAGCUUCCUUCUGCCCAGGGAGAGUCCUCCAUGGGUGAAACAGAAGCUGAUGUUCUGGUGGGACCCUUCAUAUUGGAGGAGCUGAAGACUUCCACAUACCUUGAAGAUGAGAGGAAGUCCAAGACACGAGAUGCCCACGAGAGGUCGGUGCUGAUCAUGAUGGGACUGACAGUCAUGACCGGUCUGCUAGCUUCCAUCUUGGUGGUUCUGGUGGUUCUUCUGGCCUGCAGGAGAGGCAGACGCCCCAACGUCUGAGACAAACUCAAGCAUGGGACCAAAAGAAAUAAAGAAAUGGGUCGAAUUCCAAAAA